GCUCCCUUUCCCUUCCUUCCCCUCCUCGCCUCUCUCCGGCCGGGCGACGAUGGCCGCGGUGCGCAAAGUGCUCAUCAGCGACAGCCUGGACCCGGCUUGCGCCCGGAUCCUGCAAGCCGCCGGCAUCAGCGUCGUGGAGAAAGCCGGCCUCAGCAAGGAGCAGCUCCUGGCCGAGAUCCGAGACUGCGAUGGGCUCAUUGUCCGCUCGGCGACAAAAGUGACCGCUGACAUCAUCGAUGCCGCCGAGAAGCUGCAGGUCAUUGGGAGGGCUGGCACCGGAGUCGAUAACGUGGAUGUGGACGCUGCGACGAGGAAGGGGGUCCUCGUUAUGAACACACCUACUGGCAACAGCCUCAGUGCAGCGGAGCUGACGUGUGGGAUGAUCCUGAGCCUAGCCAGGCAAAUCCCGCAGGCCGCCGCCUCGAUGAAGGAGGGAAAAUGGGACCGCAAGAAGUUCAUGGGGAUGGAGCUUCAAGAGAAGACCUUAGGCAUCCUAGGACUGGGCAGGAUUGGACGAGAAGUGGCCAUCCGAAUGCAGUCUUUCGGCAUGAAGACCAUAGGCUAUGACCCCAUCAUCACUCCCGAGGAAUCGGCUGCAUUUGGCGUUCAACAGCUGCCUUUGGAACAGAUCUGGCCCCUGUGCGACUUCAUCACAGUUCACACGCCGCUUCUUCCUUCCACCACAGGGCUGCUGAAUGACACGACGUUUGCUCUGUGCCGGCGUGGGGUCCAGGUGAUCAACUGUGCCAGAGGGGGCAUUGUGGACGAGGGGGCCCUCCUGCGGGCUCUGCAGUCCGGCCAGUGUGGGGGAGCAGGCCUUGAUGUAUUCACAGAGGAGCCACCCAAGGACAAGGCCUUGGUGAACCACCCCAAUGUGAUCAGCUGUCCCCACCUGGGGGCCAGCACCAGGGAAGCGCAGAACCGCUGCGGCAGGGAGAUCGCCCUGCAGAUUGUGGACUUGGCCCAGGGCAAGGCCCUGACCGGCGCGGUGAAUGGGCAAGCUCUCAGCAGCGCAUACGCACCCCAUUCAAAGCCAUGGAUCACGUUGGCCAGAGCUCUGGGUGCUGUGCUGCGCGCCCUGACCCAGCAAGUGAACAGAGGCGUGCAGGUGGUCACCCGCGGACCAGCUUUGCAGAAGGCUAGCAGUUACUUGAUCCCCGCCGUGGCAAUGGGGCUCCUUAAAGAGACGGCGCAGAAGGAUGUGAACCUUGUGAACGGGCUGCUCCUAGCACAGGAGGCUGGGCUGAAGAUCACCGCCACACACGGUGACGGGACACUGAGCAGUGAAGACGGGCUGCUGCAAAUUGCUGCCCAGGGCUCCCCCUCCAGUUUGGUUGGCUCCGUGCAAGGCAGCAUGCUGGUCCUCCAUGAACUCAACGGAGCCGUCUUCAAGCAGCGUGUUCCCCUCGCCGGCACGUUGCUGUUCUACAGAUCCAAAGCCUCCAACCCCGGUCUGUUGUCAACCAUCACUGGUCUGUUGGGGAAGGCCAGAGUGGAGCUGCUGUCCUACCACCACUCGGGCCCCGUGGCUGGAGAGGAGUGGAGCAUCCUGGGCCUCUCUUCCGCCCUGCCGAGCCUGCAAGAGCUGAAGCAGCACGUCUCGGAAGUCGCUCAGGUUGCUUUGUAGGCCGCUGGCGGAGAUCCCAGCAAAGCAAAGUCCGUUGCAAGUUCCAGCAAGUGUCCUUGAACGUAACAUUCCAAUAUCUCAAUAAAGAGGUCA
This is a messenger RNA of Gekko japonicus, 1720 nucleotides long. RefSeq names its product phosphoglycerate dehydrogenase (gene PHGDH). NCBI's taxonomy places the organism in Eukaryota, Metazoa, Chordata, Lepidosauria, Squamata, Gekkonidae. Gene Ontology annotation, biological process: L-serine biosynthetic process. Gene Ontology annotation, molecular function: NAD binding; phosphoglycerate dehydrogenase activity. The coding region runs from base 50 to 1627 and encodes 525 amino acids. The record is from RefSeq and is a predicted model, not a curated record. The transcript is spliced from 12 exons.